UUACUGGAUGGAAUGGAGAAUGGGAAGGCGGAAUGGAGGAGGAAGAGGUGGAGGUGGAGGAAGAAGAGGAGGUGGUGGUGGUGGUGAUUUAGGAAGCGCAUGGCAGGGUAGCGGCAUGCGGGCGGGAGGCGGGGGGCUGAAGGAGGGAGUGCGGGCGGGAGGAGGAGUGUGUUGGCCUCUCAUUCCACUUGCCCGUAGCGACGCGAGCACACACACUGGCGGUGGCGGCUCCUCCCGCGGCCUCACGUGGACUCCACACGCCUGCCGAUCGAAACACACUCUUGUUAUCACUAGCUCAUAGCAAUAACCAAGUGCCUCUGUACCAGGACGUGACGCUGUGACGACGGUGACGAGUACAACACUUCUAGUACAAGGGUGUCUGUUGCAUGUGCGUGCGUGCGUGCGUGCCUGUGUGUGCGUGUUGUUAUUGAUGUUUGGUACACACACAGACCCACUUGGCAGGGCACGCACACGGUAAUGGUGCACACACUGCUUUAAGUAACUGCCUUGGCCACUCAGUGACUCCCUAGAGAGAGAGAGAGAGAGAGAGAGAGAGAGAGAGAGAGAGAGAGAGAGAGAGAGAGAGAGAGAGAGAGAGAGAGAGAGAGAGAGAGAGAGAGAGAGAACAGGAAAGGACAUAGACAGACGGGCGUACAGAGACAUAAACAUUCAGACAUGCAGACAGACUCAUAAAGACAAUCAUACAUAGACAAAACUACAUUUCGAAAAACAAACCGAAAAAACUAGAACAAUAAGAAAGAAAAAGAAAAAAAAAACAUAUCAAAGACAACAAACUGGAGAGAAAAGAAUCUGAAGUGAUAAAAAAAGAAAUAUCUAAGUGAAGAAUUAAUUAACUUGCGAUGAAAAAACAAAACAAAAAAAAAACAAACAAAACAAUCCGUAGCAGGACCAUGAACUAGAACAAGUAUUGUAACGCAGUCUUUGUCGUCACUGGGAAGCGAACAACUUAUUAACGAAAGAAAGAAACAAUAUAGACAAGAAAAGGUUUUGCCGCGAGUAAAACAACCCAUGAAUUUUAAGCUUCGCACGACACCUUUCACUUCACGCCGCACAUUUCUCCGUCACACGUCACCGUAACAGACUGAUGAAGUUAAGAAGUAAUGCAUCACCAUAUUUUCUCAUUUUGUGGCUUCGCGGCUUGAAGUGGCGUACGCAACUCUGAUUUAGUGAACCCGUUAACUUGACAAGAACUCACCGGUAUCACCGUAAGCAUCAACAUCCCGACAGAGGCAAGAUGGCAGGCGUUCUGGGAACCUUCAUGCGACACUCUCGGGCUCGCUCGGAGAUGCAGCGACGCCGAGAGGCACUCAAGGCCGAGAGAGAAGCCCGCAGCAAGAGUGGCUCCGUCGACGCAGUACCAAAGAGUCAGCAAGGGAAGGGGAUUGCCGUCCAGAAAGGAGGAACGCCUUCCAAGAACAACAACAAGCAGGUUGCCAAGCCUAGCGCCCAGAAGACCCAGGUGAAGCAGGCGCCAUCCAAGGUGCAGGUGAAGGGCGGCAAGAAGGGCAAGAAGGGCCUCAAACACCAACAGUACGACCUCAUUGUCACCAUAGAUCUGGUUGAAUACGGACUGACAGAUGACCUGGUGGCGGAGUUCAAGGAGGCCUUCAUGCUCUUCGACAAGGAUGAGGAUGGUAUGAUCACUACUGCAGAGCUCGGAGUAGUGAUGCGCUCCCUCGGCCAGCGACCCUCUGAGACGGAGUUGAGGAAGUUGAUGGGUGAAGUGGAGACAUGCGGGGACGGGAUCAUCGAGUUCAAUGAGUUUCUGCAGAUGAUGAGUAAGAAGUUGAAGGACAUUGGCAACGAGGAUGAGCUGAAGGAGGCUUUCAAGGUGUUUGACAAAAAGAACUCUGGGUAUCUUUCAUCAACGGAGCUGCGCCACGUCAUGACCAGUAUGGGGGAGAAGAUGUCCGAGCAGGAAGUGGAGGACAUGAUCAAGGAGGCAGCCCCCAACGGAGACGGGAGGGUCAAUUAUGAGGAGUUCGUGAAUAUCAUAGCAAGAAAGCACUAAGGUGACCCGGCCACCACAACCUUGCAUACAUGUCGUGUACAUAGGUUUUUGUACUUUUGUAGGAUUAUUUUACCUAAUCUAUUUUGUUAGAACAUCAAAUAUUCCCCUAACAUGCACGGAAGGCUAACAAUGGCGUUUGUGUGGUGCUGGCUGCGGCAGGACGUGUCUCUGCUCCUCGUCGUGCGUGCCUCGCAUGCCGCCGCAAGCCGAGCGCCGCCGAGAGGCGAGGCUCCGCAACGUGCCACUCUCCACCCUCUGAAUGCUGCAUCCUGCACCAUUCAUUGAAAUUCUCUGAUGGUGAGGGAAAUAAGUUGUACUAAAAAGUUGAGAAGAGCCCAGCCACCACAGCAACCCAUUGUCAGUCUUCUGUACUGCUGAAGAAUCAAAAUACAAUAACCUGUUUCAUUACGAAAUGAAAGAAGAGUAGGUUUUGUUUGUUUCUGAAAUAUACGAGGUAAGUGGGAGGGCGAGGUUCGGCAAGGCCCGGCGGGGCGGAGAGGUGGGCGGCCCCGUCCUCACCCGUGCCGGCGACCAACACUCCCGCAGGUUAUUAUGCGUUAGCUUUUACUUUUUUACUGUUUAUUUUAGCAAGAAAUGAACAGGGAGGAAGACGUCUGUCAUUGUUGUUUUAGAGACCCAAUGGAAAAUACAAUUGAAGUGCAUUACACAAAUCACACAAUAAUAUAUAAUGUACAUAUAUAAAUAUAUCAGUCGUAUAUACUAUUUAUUGCAAAAUCAUAUUUUAGAAUGAUAGGAUGUUCUACUGUUUUAUUGUUAGUACAUAUAUAUAAACAUAUAUAUGGGUAUUCACAUAACAGUAGCUUUCAUGAAAGCAAUUGAUGAAUUUAUAAAAUUUUGUUGAGGUAAAGUAUGCUCCCAGGAAUGUUAACACUGUGUUGCUCAGCAAUACUAAAUUGCAGUGAUGAAAAUGUUACUAUUCCAAGGCUUCCAAAGAGGGAGGCGGCAGCCCGCCCCCGCGCCACGCACAAACCUUUUACGGUGUUCUCCACUCCCUGCCGAGGAGGGCAGCAGGCCGAGCCUUGAACACCCAAAGGAAACAGCAGAUGGAAUCGAACAAAGAUGCCGACGAUGAGCCGGUGUGGCCGUGGCCUGUGGUGAGGCUGUCACUCGAGGGAAGAAACAUUUCCUUUCUUCUCCGAGACAUUCAAGGCUCGAUGCUCGUGUUCUCACCCCAGCAGUGGAGGCCUUAUCCUUGUCACCACUUUAAUGAAAAAAAAAAAGUAAAUUUUCUUCUCCACACUGAGACAUCAGCACAAUGCCCUUUAAAUUACUCACUAUAAACGGGAAGGUUCGAACCUGACGCAUGAAUGACCAAUGUUUCCAAAGUCUGAUCCUCUAUCGGCGCGCCAUCCCGUCUCAGUUCACUCCUGCUCUCAGGGCCGCUAAGCCUCUUUUUAUCUAAACACUCACUCCCUGAUUUGUGGAAUUUCCCUGAAUAAAAAUGAAUAACUAUAUUUUGAAAGGUACGAGAGUGUAAAUAUUGAUGAUGCAGAUGUUAGAAAUGUUACUUGUUAAAAGGGUUUGAGUGAGCAGUGUGGCGUGAGAUACAGACGGCCCAUGAGGCUUCAUUCUUCCCUGUGUUCAUUUUCGAUACGCACUCGUUCUUAUCCAGUGACCUAGUUCUUCUUCAGUAUCAUAUUCAAUGCACUCACAACUGGCCGUCUUAUAACUCUUCUUAAUAUAAUCCAAUGCCUGGAGAAAGAAUCCAUCCCAUUCGAUGUUCGGUGUGUUAAGUCCAGCCUCGCCCAAUGCGUAUAAGCUUACUAUCAUGUCUGCGUCUCUUUGUCUUGGUAAUUUGUUAGACAAGAUGCUUGAGUUGGUAUCAAGGUAGGUCGCAAGUGUUCUUUGUUAAGAGUCACAAUGUUGCUUCUGUGUCACUGUUCCCAGAGGGUAAUGAGCUUAACUAGGGUUGAGGAAGAGGCCUGGAGGCGCUGUUGUGCUUAGAAAUUAUGUUGCCUGUUCGCCCCUCAGCCCCCAUGUGAGUGUCCGCCAGAGAAGGCACGUGGCAUGAGAGACCCCACCUUGAGGUGGCAUGUUCAAAGCGUAGUAAGACAACAAGUAAAUGUAAACACCUCGUGAAGGAGAGAGCGAGAACUUAGCAACGUGGGGGGGACUGAGGCAGUGAGCAGCGCUUGACAUGCGGGAGUCCAGCAGCUGGGCGGCCACCCCACCCGGCAGGUUUUUGACGAAUGUGUACUAAAUGUUGAAGUGUCAGAUGGCAACUUAUUUUUUCAUAGGUAGUGUCCCGGUUAUAUAAAUACGAGGUGCCGGAACAGAUUUGUUGUACUGCUACUGUAGGCUAUGUUGUUAUUGUUGGAAGAGGAAUUUUAUCAAAACAGUAAUUAUUGAGUUGCAUUAUAGUGUAAUAUUUUCCUGCCUGGAGCAGGUAGAGUUAAGGGUGUUGAGCCAAGUUCAGCCACGCGGCCCGCACACCCCUGUGGCCACAACCCCGGCGGGGCUGUGGGGAGGCUGUGCUGACACCAGCAGUGGUUCAAGGCGGUAGGUGUUGGCGGUGGAACAUUUAGCGGACCAGUGUGAGGGUGUAGUGCGGCGCCGUGUAGGUGUGAGCGGUUCCUGGUGUCCUGUAGCAGAGUGUUGUCCCCACCUCCUUCUUGACAAAGAUAAUAAUAAUUGGUAUAACACUUAUUCACACAUCAGUAUUAUUCAUGUGUUGCUAAAGAUAACAAUCUAGGAACUGUAUUCAUGAUGCAUCGGUGAUAUAUUCAAAUCCACACCAGGUUAUUGCACCUUAGCCGUGCCCGUGAUGACAACUGACGUUCACAUGGGGAGGAAAUUCUGCCUCGGAGACACCCGCGACUCGCUACAGAUGAUCGAGGAAGCAGUUUACGACAAUUACAUGUAGAUUCCGAUCCAGCGCGACAGUUUCCCGAAAGAACACGUUGAGAAAUACUGUUGUUGAGAGCAUGCAACGAGUCACUUUGAGUGAGAUAUCCAGCUUUCCUGAGCGUCCGAAGUUGAGCUUGGUGUCGUCCUUGCUGGACACGUGAGCACCGCCACGACAUGCAAUGACGGUGCUCCCGGGGCAGUAGCGGCGAUACGCCCUCAUUUGUCACCCUCCUGCUCUCACCAGAUUGCAUGGCUGACCCGCAGCCUUAUGCUGAAAGCUUGGAGAUCAGAGGAACAAUUUUUUUGCAUCAAAGUCGUGUACUGUAUUCACCGUUUCACUCUUCAGAGGUGAUAGCCAAGAUCAUAGUGUGAUUACGUGUGUAAUAUGAAUAGUAGAGUGUCGUAAGAGAGUUAACAACAACAAUAGAUAUAUUUGAUAGAGCGAGACAUUUGAAUAGAUAAAUGUCACAAGUAUUUAAGAAUAUGUCUAUAAAGAAAUAUAUGUAAGCAACAGUAAAACAAGAAUUCCAUAUUGCAGUGAUACAUAGCUUCAUCAGUGUGUGUGUGUGUGUGUGUGUGUGUGUAUAUAUAUAUAUAUAUAUAUAUAUAUAUAUAUAUAUAUAUAUAUAUAUAUAUAUAUAUAUAUAUAUAUAUAUAUAUAUAUAUAUAUAACAACACAUUAUGGUUUCGUUGUUAUAACAUAGUGAAGAAUCGGCUAACAUUCUUGCCUUGUCUUGCCAAGUUCACCAGAAUGUUGCCUCUCAACAGCAGGUUCACAAUAACUGUGCACUGGUACAAGCUGGCAAGGGGCCUGUAAAGUUUAGGUGGAUCCUCCAGCUGGUUCAAGUAAAGGAAUUAUUGGUUCUGUAGAGAACUGUGGCGCGUAAAGUCAUUUGUUUAUAUAUAUAUAUAUAUAUAUAUAUAUAUAUAUAUAUAUAUAUAUAUAUAUAUAUAUAUAUAUAUAUAUAUAUAUAUAUAUAUAUAGACACAUACACACACACACACACACACACACACGGAGAUCAGACUAAGAGAAGCACACUUAUUUUAACUUUUCAGUGCUUUGUUCUUAUUGUUUGAUAAGACUCUUGUCACAUUGUUGGUCCCUUUAGUUCCUCUCAUUCACGACCCUGGAAACAAGGUCCGUGGCUGGCGAGGUCCACCAGACACACUGCAAUGUUCACGUUGACGGGCUCAGCGCCAGCUGUUGCCUGAUGUGCACAGGUGCAGUGGAAAGCCAUGCGACCUUCACUCUGUUCCACGCUGAGAUUUUUAUCCCCUUACCACGUGUCCCUUGUGUCGCCAGACCCGCAGUACCCUCAGUGUCCUGCUCCAGUACUUGAGUGUAGCCAGUCAGUCAUACAUCAAUGUCAAGAAUACUCAGCUGACCACACCACCAGCAGGUAGCGAGAGCCGUGACGCAGCCUUGUAUGUGGGAAACGCUCACUCACCUGACGCUUGCAUAGAAAAAUCUCUCCUUCUGUACUGCUUAAAAGAAUGUGUACCAUGGAGCAGUGUAACAUAUAGCCACUGUAUAACAUAUAUGUACAGCAUAUGUAAUUUUUUGUAUAAGAUUACACUCAAAGUAUGCAGACUGGUAUAGACAUAGUAUAUACCUCACACACACAUACAAGGAACCAUCCGAUAAGUAUUACUCCACCACGCCAGAUAGAUAACCCAGUCCACUAUGCACAGAGCUCCUCCUCGCGUACACCUUCCAAACACUGGCUGUUCACAAAAGAAUAAAGCAAAAUGACAAACAUUAAACUUUUUUUUUCAAGACUGCAAAGGAAAUACAUUUACAAAGAUGUGGAAAUUUUUCGUUUUUCCAUUUUUUUUUUUUUUUUUUUUCGUCACGUGGCCACGAGCUCUGGCAUAGUAGAGGAGUAGUUGUAUUACAAUAGUCUCCACGUGUUUUGUACUCGAGAGCCUCAGUAUCACUCCCACCAGCUUGCAGAAAUCCUGUUCAGAUGACACCCCGACUCUGUCCUCUGCUCGACGGCUCUUCAGUGAGUGAUGCGACUUGGUGCAGUGCGCGCCUCGCCUCCAUUCCUCAAUUCACCUUCCAGCUUCAUGUUUCUCUCACUGGCGAAUUAUGACUGAACACUAUUUUCUCCGCCUCUCUCUCAUGAGUAACUGGUUGUGUUCGGUGACAUGGUGACUUCUUGAUGUAAUUUUAAAAACUAACAGUUAGUGAGAAGAAGUAUGGUAUGUUGUAGUCGAGCAUGUAACACCACCACCACCUGUGCGGGGCGGCAUGACACCUGUAGAGAACACACGCUAACCUGUACUGAGUGUUUAAGUGACGCCAAGGCAGAGCAACACAAGAGAGAAUAUAGAGUAAUGUUUACUUAACAUUUAUAUCAUGUGUAUUUUAAGUGACUUUAAUUUAAAAUAGCAUUUCAGUUUAUAUAGUCAUCAUUGUAUGCAGACAGAAGCGCAUAUAUAUAUAUAUAUAUAUAUAUAUAUAUAUAUAUAUAUAUAUAUAUAUAUAUAUAUAUAUAUAUAUAUAUAUAUAUAUAUAUAUAUAUGAGUUAGUAUUAGAUAUACUUUGUAGACAUUUAUAUACGUGACUCAGGUGGCCAUUUUAGGUUCGACCAAGGUGGAUGUGGCGGUGAGGUAUCUAAUUACUGCAUUCGAUUACUCUUUACUUGUAUCUGUCGACCAAACAGGAGUUGUAUUACUGCACGUGUGUUCCCUACCUCCCCUCAGCGUCAGGUGAAGCAGGCGACAGGAGCGAGCUGGUGACGAUGCUGUGUUCUCUAUCACUGUAGCUUGUAAUGGCUAGAUUUUCUGAAGCUGAUAUAUUUAAAGGAAACUAAAGUCGUGAUUAUAUUUUUAAUGCGAUAUGUACCUACUGUCCUUGUAUACUGCAUAAUAUUUUUCGAAGUUAACCUCCACUCGAUUGGAAGGAUUUCACCCACGUGUUCACCCACGUGUUUAAUCACCACCAUGAGUCGCAUGUAUUUUUUUUUUUUUUCUCUCACUAUAAAGCUCAGUGGAUCUAGCCGAAAAUAUGUAUUUAUUCCCUGAUAUUCUGACUGGUAGGCGAGAGUGUGACCAACCCCGUCCUUGUCACUCUCUUCGGCAGCCCACCGCCCGCUGCCUCCUGAAGGGAACCUGUGGGGAAGUGUUGUGGGCCGCGAGGCGUGAGGAAGAAUGUUAGGGAAAUGUUGAUGAAUAGAUGAGGAUUUAUCCAUACUUGUAAUGGAUCCCAGAACCUCCUUAUCCUCCGACUGUCAUUUACUGUGUCAGGGAUGAGCGUCUGUUCUGUUCAUCUGCACGAGGAGCUGCUGUGGCCCGACACGACCCUACGCUCACGUGCGUGGGCUGCCCGCGAUCCAGAUCAGUUAACCACGAGAGCUUCACGUUAGAAUAUUUACACAGAAAAUGGGCAAUAUAGCGAUCUGUCCUUCUUGCACGGAAGCCGAGUCUAGUGUUGCCUUCCGCACCGCCAGCAGCGGCGAGGCCCUAGAGGACGGACGCCCCGCCCGACACCUGCUGCUCGCUAGGGUGUGUGGCGUGACACCGCCCCCAACACCACUGCACACCGUCUCUUUAGCAGCUAAAUCUUCAAGCGAUAGAAAAUAGCAUAGGAAGGUUCAGAGAAAAGUGUUAGCAGGUGUCACUUCUUCCCCUUGACCGUGUAGCGGUGAUGUCCAACACAAUACCUUCUUGACACAUCCUUUAGAUAAGGACUUAGAAACGAGGAGUGUCAGUCUAAAAAAAAAAAAAAAUUCUCAUGGUUUACAAUCAGGCAUUCAGUGUAUUUCUAUGGAGUAAAAUAUAAUUGAUCAUGUAACUUGGCACGGCAAAGUAUUAUAUUAAAGAUUAUAACCACAAGAUAUAUAGAACAUUUGUGCGACUGUCGUUGAGCACUGUACCAGUAUAUCACUACGUCAGUAUAUUGUACCAAGCAGCUGAUAAUAAAAGAUCUA
Messenger RNA from Scylla paramamosain (green mud crab), 8838 nucleotides. RefSeq names its product neo-calmodulin-like. Gene Ontology annotation, cellular component: myosin II complex. Gene Ontology annotation, molecular function: calcium ion binding. Lineage: Eukaryota; Metazoa; Arthropoda; Malacostraca; Decapoda; Portunidae. The coding region runs from base 1256 to 2032 and encodes 258 amino acids. The transcript has 7 exons. The record is from RefSeq and is a predicted model, not a curated record.